UAAACUUAGCCUAAAACGACAUCGUUUUACGUAAUGACUUGCAUCUUUCUAACUGAGCAGAAGCCGACAAACGACACACGACGUCACCACAAUUCUCAACUUUGGAGCUGCAGACACAAUUCCGGCGACGUUUACGAUUCUGACACCGCCGAACCCACUUGUAGCAAAUGGAAGAAGUUCAAAAAAGAGUUGCCUUUAUACUAAUUGAUGGUUUGGGAGAUGUAUCAAUACCAAGAUUAGGUUACAAAACACCAUUGCAAGCAGCAGAAAUACCUAACCUUGAUGCAAUUGCUUCAGCUGGAAUCAAUGGUUUAAUGGAUCCAGUUGAAGUUGGAUUAGGUUGUGGUAGUGACACUGCUCAUCUUUCUCUAAUGGGUUAUGAUCCAAGAGUGUAUUACCGUGGACGUGGCGCGUUUGAAUCUAUGGGUGCAGGAUUAGCUAUGUCACCUGGUGACAUAGCUUUCAAGUCAAAUUUUGCAACUUUGGAUGAGGAUUCUGGAGUUGUUGUUAGUAGAAGAGCUGAUCGACAUUUCGAAGAAGAAGGACCUAUACUUUGUGCUGCUCUUGAUGGAAUGAAGCUUCCAUCAUUCCCUGAGUAUGAAGUUAGAGUCAGAUAUGCAACGGAACAUAGAUGUGGAGUGGUUGUAAAAGGGCCAAAACUUAGUGGGAAUAUAUCUGGAACAGAUCCAUUGAAGGAUAAUCGUUUGCUUCUUGAAGCUAAACCUUUGGAUGAAUCAGAAGAAGCUAAUCACACAGCCAAAGUCGUGAACGAAUUAUCCCGGGAGAUAUCGCGCAUUCUUGUUUCCCACCCGGUUAAUGUAAAGAGAGCUGCACAAGGCAAGAAUAUUGCUAAUCUUGUUCUUUUAAGAGGCUGUGGUAUUCGAAUCGAGGUUCCUCCUUUUCACGAGAAGCAUGGUUUGUGGCCGUGUAUGGUAGCACCAACGAAGAUUAUAGCCGGACUUGGUAUGUCCCUUGGUAUUGAUAUUCUUGAAGCUCUGGGAGCCACUGGAGAUUACCGGACGCUUCUCACAUCGAAAGCGAUUGCUAUAGCGAAUGCGCUUUCAGCUCCUUUGAAUCCCUGCCCAAAUGUCUUUGAACCAGCAGAGGACGGGCAUAAACCGGGAAGGUCAGAUGGUUACGAUUUCGGCUUCCUUCACAUUAAGGCUAUAGAUGAUGCAGGUCAUGACAAGGCUACAUUGUUCAAAGUUCGAGGCUUGGAAGCUGUGGAUAAAGCGAUACGUCAGCUCGCUAAGCUUCUAUGGCAAGCUGAAUCUUCUUCAAAUUACCAGUAUUUCUUGUGUGUGACUGGUGAUCAUUCUACUCCAGUUGAGUAUGGAGACCACAGCUUCGAGCCUGUCCCAUUCACAAUGUGCCGGUUAAAGGACUUUGUGAGAGCGGUUGGAGGAGAAUCAGCUCUAUUAGAGACAUCUUUAGACCCUUUUCCACUUCCAACGGAUAUAGCAUCCAGUGAAAAUGUCAUCGGAAAAGAAGAAGAAGACUGUGGGAGGAGGGAAGCUUCUCUGGCGAUUAGUGGAGAUUCAGUCUCAGAGUUGAACGAGAUUGCAGCUGCAAGAAGAUGUCUUGGCCGUUUCCAUGGCGGUGAAAUGAUGGGAGUUAUCACCAAGUUUCUGAAGUUGGAUGUAUAAAUCAAAUUUCAUAAAAUUUUGCAUUUUUUCUUUGAAAAUUUGGAUUUUGGAAGUGUAAUAAAAAAUUAUCAACUCUAACAAGCUCAGGAAGUUGAAAAAAAAAUGUCUAACAAUGUUUGGAGGUGUAGUUGCAUGUUAAAGUUUACACUUUGGCUCUUAAGAUAUA
Molecule: messenger RNA, 1812 nt
Organism: Arabidopsis thaliana (thale cress)
Lineage: Eukaryota; Viridiplantae; Streptophyta; Magnoliopsida; Brassicales; Brassicaceae
Product: Cofactor-independent phosphoglycerate mutase
Exons: 6
Coding region: 168-1646 (492 amino acids)
Molecular function (GO): phosphoglycerate mutase activity; catalytic activity; metal ion binding
Source: RefSeq, marked reviewed